AUGAACUUGAUAGCGAUGAACGACAAGGAUGAGAUCUAUGAGGAUCCUGAGUCUACUGAGGUUGAUGAGAGCGAGGACACGGAUGAUACGGGAGCGAGUGUGGAGGCAGCAGUGAAGCAGGAAGAAGAGAUAGUCACCAUGGAGGCAGCAGCGGUGAAUGAUGGAGAUGGAGAUGGUGUCAACACUUUUGCAGCAGCGGUCGUGGUUAAAGAUGAAGCAGUAAAUGCGAAGUGUGUGGGAGUUGAAGCUGUGAAAGGGGGCAUCAUGGUGAAGGGAUCAACGGCGAAUGCAACUGCAAAGGGGCGAGUGCUUAUGAAAGAGGAGUACGUUGAGGGGUACGAGACUCGAGAGGUGUUGGGUGCUAAGAUGCCGAGGAGAAGCGAGAGGCUUAAGAAAAUCUCUCAAGGUUUGGAUGUCAAGGCGCUCAACUUCAAGACACGUAAGCAGAGGUUCAAGGUGCAGGAGCUGCAGGGGAGUGUGAAGCAACUCACGGGCUGCCCGGCGAAAAAAACGGAGGACCGGGUGGCUGGGGAGGCUCGACCACGCCGCUACAAGCCUCAAGGCGCCGUAGCAAAGGCGAAAGGCUGCUCUGCGAAACAUUCUUCUUCCACUCAGUUCCACUCUACAAACCACUCGGCUCCAGGACCAGAAAGUGACAAUACAGGGCGUGGCAGAACGGAGAUGCGAGUGGUGGUGCGGACGGCGUAUUCCGGCUCACAUAACCACCCGCCAACGUGCCACUGUGUUCCCCACACUCAUCAUACUGUCACGCCUGCUUCUGCUUCGGCCUUCGCUCUUGCUACAGUCGCCCCUCCUGGCACUGCUUCCCCUCCAGCUACAACCGUCCCCCAUGCCACAAUUUUUCUUCCACCUACAAAUGCCCAACCGUACCCAACCUCCCCACCUGCUACAAGCUUUUCUCCCGCUGCAAACUCCCCUCCUGCUACAACCUUCUCUCCUGCUACAACCUUCUCUUCUGCUACAGCCGUCCCUCCUGCUGCAAAUAUGCCUCCUAUAACAACCAUCUCUUCCGCCACUCCUGCUACAUCCUUUCCUCCUGCUACAUCCUUUCCUCCUGCUACAUCCUUUCCUCCUUCUACAUCCUUUCCUCCUGCUACAUCCGUCCCUCCUACUACAUUUUUGCCGCCUGCUAAAACCCCUACAGCCUGCCCCCGUUCCACGACUUGGCCUCUUGCUACAACCUGUCGUCCUGUCACACAGCUUACCUUGCUCAGGGGCAGCAGGGACAGCAAAUCGGUUGCCCAGGGGCAGCAAGGCGGCGCUCAACUGCAGCAGCAGGGCGGCGCUCAACUGCAGCAGCAGGGCGGCGCUCAAGUGCUGCAUGGUCGUCAUGAGCAGCAGAUUCAACAGCUUGGAUUCGAGCCUCGGGUUACCACAAACGCUGUUGCUAGGCGCACGGUUAUUCUGGAGCAGCAGGGUCCUCCCAUGCAGCAGGGUGCUCCCAUGCAGCAGGGUCCUCCCAUGCAGCAGGGUCCUCCCAUGCAGCAGGUUCCAUGCAGCAGAUGCAACAGGUGA
Messenger RNA from Closterium sp. Naga37s-1, 1536 nucleotides. NCBI's taxonomy places the organism in Eukaryota, Viridiplantae, Streptophyta, Zygnematophyceae, Desmidiales, Closteriaceae. The record is from the annotation of a GenBank genome assembly.